AUGCAAUUUGUCUAUGCUUUGCCAGGCUGGGAAGGGUCUGCUACUGAUAGUAGGAUCUUAAGGGAUGCUAUUAGUAGGCGUAAUGCCCUAAAAAUUCCAAAUGUCGAUGCUGGUUAUACCAAUGGUAAUAGAUUCUUGGCACCUUACAGAGGACAAAGGUUCCAUCUAAAUGAGUGGAGGGAAGGACGUCAACCGGUGACAAAAGAAGAAUUAUUUAAUAUGAAACACUCUGCAGCAAGGAAUAUAAUUGAAAGGUGCAUUGGAUUGCUAAAAAUGCGGUGGAAAAUACUGCAUAACACUUGCUUCUAUGGGAUAGGCACACACGCAGACAUAAUUUCUGCUUGUUGUUUGCUCCACAACCUGAUUCGUAGAGAGAUGAGGUUUGAUCCGAUUGAAGCUCAGCUUGAUACAGAAUUUGGGCAAACUUUUCUAAAUGAUUAUGAGCAUGGAGAACACAUAGGAAUUGUUGAGCCUUCAAAUGAGUGGACUACUUGGAGGGAUCAACUUGCAAAUGAGAUGUUCAAUACUUGGAGAGCUAAUAGAGUGCAAACUUAG
Molecule: messenger RNA, 555 nt
Organism: Tripterygium wilfordii
Lineage: Eukaryota; Viridiplantae; Streptophyta; Magnoliopsida; Celastrales; Celastraceae
Exons: 2
Coding region: 1-555 (184 amino acids)
Source: RefSeq, a predicted model, not a curated record